AUGAAGAAAUUGGACGUGCAUAAAUUAUUAGGAAUCUCCCCCAAUUCUCAAAGUGUGACAGGAGUAGCCGCAUGCCAGUGCGAUUUAGGUCGUGAGAAACUGUUAACUGCCCCACCUUACAAAACCACACCGUCUGGCGAUGAGACCAAAUCUCGAUACCCGACGGCACCGUCAAAAAGAGAAGCUGAUCAGUUGAUAUGCCCCAUAAGUCACAUACUAGUGACUUUCAAGUCGCCUCUAAACCCCAAUGAUGUAUUUAGUAAAGUCUUCCCAGCAUCGACACCAGUAAAGUUCGUUAAACGUAAACUAGCAAAAUUACUGGGUGUGUCAAACAGUAACCUUAUACUAACUAAGAAUAGAAAUGUAUUGAAGGAGACAAGUAUCUUGUCACAACUUAAGGCUGAUCCACUUGGUAACCUUGCUGUCGACGUGUUUACAAAGGAUUCAGAGGACUUUUCUCUGUCGUCAAUACCCAAAGAAUCGUACGUCCACGAACUACUACAUGCAGUUCUUCCGAAAAAGAAAGAUAUGCCAUUUAUCGCAAUCAAAUUCAAGGUACCACAUCAGAAUGCCACUUUUACUCGUUCCUAUCAUUCUAUAAUGAAAGUUCACGAAAUAAAGAAAAAUUUAGGAGAGCUCUUUCAAAUAAAUCCUGACGUUUUGGUGUUUUUACGAGGAGAUAAUCCACUAAAAGAUCGUAUGGCUCUUAUGGAUCUUGAUUACGACAAAUAUGGAAUAGCAGAGAUUGAACUGCUUACGACAAAUGAUGCAAUAUUGAAUUUCGAUAAACUAUACAAAGAGGUACCAGUAAAUGACGUUUUAAGUGUGAUGGUGCCGUUCGGAAGAACAAUAAAGCAGGUUAACGUUGAAAUAUUUUCUGAACCAAUGAGGAAACCUUUCAUAGGAGGAUAUAAGAAUGUGCACACAGGUACCGUAUACCACCAUGCAUAUACUCAAACACCGCAAAAACCGGAGAAAUUACGUCCAGAAGAGAAGAACUGUCGAGACACACAGACAGCAGAAGAAAAGGAAAAACUUUAUGAUACAAAUUACAGUCGUGCAACACAAAUGAACAGCGUUCACGCAUAUAUUCCGAACGUGACUGAUAGAAUAGUGGUCCCGAAACCCUACGAGACCUAUGAAGAGAUGGUCAUCAGAUUAAACCACGGUCACUAUGCGUCGAUAAUACAAAGGGCUUUCAAACGACAUCAGUUUCGGCAAUUUGUUAAAAAAUGGCUAGCUGAAUGCAAAGAAAGAAUAGAGAGAAUGAAAGAGGAAGACAGAUUGGAGAAAGAGGCUAUGGAAAGACGUUUACGGCGGGAUCUUAUCACCAAGACAUUUCCGAAAACUCGGGAAGAUUUUGAUCAAUUAUAUGCAAUGGUUGACCGAUGGAAACAUGCUGAAAUAGCACGAAUAUCACAGUUACACUCUAAAGGCCCAAAAAUAGCAGAAUUUUCAUUACUUCUCGAUAAAGAAGUGGAACUACUGAGAUGCAUUGAAGAUUACAGAGUAAAAGUAAGAGAGGAUAGUCGAAAGAUAAAAGAAAAAAGAUUUUUAGAAGAAAUAUCGAAGCCUGUUGCGUGGUAUGGUCGCAGCGGAAAAUUAAUUACUAUGGAAACAGUUGAAUCUCAGAAAGCUAAAAAAAUUAAAGAGCUUUAUAAUUCGUUUAUACGCAACGAUAUGGAAACUAAAGAGCGCUUGGAACUUUUGGUUGAUUUUAAAUUCGCAUUGCAAGAAUUUCGUCAUCCUUUGGCUGAAGAAGUAAUUACUCUACUGGAUCAAGAAGCCGACCUCCUAGUGAGGCGAUAUAACGCACAUCAACUCGAAUUUCUAAGACGAAGAACUGCUGGUUACGUCUUUCGUUUAAUACAAACGUCUGAACUAAAUUCUGGCGUUACUAAGCACAAAGACAUAAGAGAUUAUCAAAAAAUGCAGAAUGGAAAUCUUUACUUCUGCGAAUUAUGCCAUCAGGUCAAACCUUACACUGAUUUCCCAUUGAAUACGAGAAUGAGCGGCUGUUUAAUUUGCAAAUCAUGUUCGUGGAAAGACGUGAACGAACGCAGCUGGAUAGAUAUGACUCCAUUCAAGUUCAUCUUGAGAGCAGUACAACGCGAUGAGCGUCGCCGAAAAUGUUGGGGCUCUUUGGCGUUCGUUCUUCAAGAAAAAGACAUUUUCUUUAUAGUCGAAAAGCUUUGGCAUUCACAUUCAGCCAUUAGUGAAUGUGAUGAUAUCACCGAGCUGAGGCUGUGUAGAUGGCGAGUUCAAGAGGACUGGUCGCCGUGGAACUGUUUCCUAGUCACUGUUCAAGAAAUGAAGGCACAUCUGAAACUGGAGGAUCCUGAACUAGUAUAUGAUGAAGAGUUGGUACAGAAGAUUGGGAAUAAACACAAACUUGCGAAGGCCAACUUUGAGCAAUUAAUGGCAGUGAACAAGCGGUACACAGAGACAGGAGACUGGCAAAAUAUACGAGCUCCAGCCACGGCCCGCGUUGAUGCUGUUGAUAGAAUUUAA
Spodoptera littoralis (African cotton leafworm) is the source of this 2511-nucleotide messenger RNA. NCBI's taxonomy places the organism in Eukaryota, Metazoa, Arthropoda, Insecta, Lepidoptera, Noctuidae. The record is from the annotation of a GenBank genome assembly.